CAGCCGCCGCCGCGUCCUCUGCCUUGCGCUCCGCCCGCUGCCUCUGCCGCCUCAGCCCGGCCCCGGAGCGCUGAGCCGGGGACACCGGCCCCUCCGCCUGCCCGCCCUUCGGCCGCGGCCAGCAUGGGGGGUCGCUGAGAGCGUGCUCCUCUUCCCUCUGGCACCUCCCCCGGCCACUGGCCACUGGACUUUGGCCAGCGAGCCUCGGCCACCUCUGGCUCGCAGUCCGGCGCCUGGCACGGCCCUCGGCUCUGCUCCUCCGGCUCUGAGCAUCGUGUCCCCGCCCCCCCCCGCCCGCGCCUGGGACACCUGGGUCCCCCGGCGGCCCCUAGGAGAGGGGCGGGGGGGGGCAUGAAGCCACUGGAGAAAUUUUUGAAGAAGCAGACGUCGCAGCUGGCGGGGCGAGCGGUGGCAGGAGGUCCCGGCGGGGGUCCGGGUUGCUGUGGAGGGCCUGGAGGGGGUGGGGGCCCUGGCGGGAGCAGCGGUCCGGCGGGGGGACCGCGGCCGCUGCAGCGGCGUCAGAGCGUGUCUCGCCUGCUGCUCCCAGCUUUCCUCCGAGAGCCCUCAGCCGAGUCCGGGCUGGAGCCGCCCGCUGAGGAGGAAGGGGGAGAGCCAUUAGGGGUCUCGGAGGAGCCGGGCAGCGGGGGUCCCUGUUGGCUGCAGCUAGAGGAGGUGCCGGGGCCCGGGCCGCUGGGGUGCGGGGUGCCUCUGCGCUCCCCUUCCUCGUACUCCUCAGAUGAGCUAUCCCCGGGCGAGCCCCUGGCUUCACCUCCCUGGGCCCCCCUGGGCGCCCCCGAGCGGCCAGAGCAUCUUCUGAACCGGGUUCUGGAGCGCCUGGCUGGAGGGACUACCAGGGACAGCGGCGCUUCAGAUAUUCUGCUUGAUGACAUUGUCCUCACCCAUUCGCUCUUCCUGCCAACAGAAAAGUUUCUGCAAGAGUUGCACCAGUACUUUGUUCAAUCAAGGAAUGUGGAGGGUCCAGAGGGGCUGGGCCGGAAGCAAGCCUGUCUCGCUCUACUCCUUCAUUUCCUGGAUACCUACCAAGGAUUGCUGCAAGAGGAAGAAGGGGCUGGCCACAUUAUCAAGGAACUGUAUUUACUAAUUAUGAAGGAUGAGUCCCUUUACCAAGACCUCCGAGAGGACACGCUGAGGCUGCACCAGCUGGUGGAGACAGUGGAGCUAAAGAUUCCGGAGGAGAGCCAGCCGCCCAGCAAGCAGGUCAAGCCACUCUUCCGCCACUUCCGCCGGAUAGAUUCCUGUCUGCAGACCCGAGUGGCUUUCCGGGGGUCAGAUGAGAUCUUCUGUAGAGUCUACAUGCCUGACCACUCUUACGUGACCAUACGCAGCCGCCUCUCCGCGUCCGUGCAGGACAUUCUGGGCUCUGUGACAGAGAAGCUGCAGUACUCAGAAGAGCCUGCCGAGCGAGAGGAUGCCCUCAUCCUGGUAGCUGUUGCCUCCUCUGGAGAGAAGGUCCUCCUGCAGCCGACAGAGGACUGUGUUUUCACUACGCUGGGCAUCAACAGCCACCUAUUUGCCUGUACCCGGGACAGCUAUGAGGCCCUAGUACCCCUUCCUGAGGAGAUCCAGGUCUCCCCUGGAGACACAGAGAUCCACCGGGUGGAGCCCGAAGAUGUUGCCAACCAUCUUACUGCCUUCCACUGGGAGCUCUUCCGCUGCGUGCACGAGCUGGAGUUCGUGGACUAUGUGUUCCACGGGGAGCGUGGUCGCAGGGAGACAGCCAACUUGGAGUUGCUGCUGCAGCGCUGCAGUGAGGUCACUCACUGGGUGGCCACUGAGGUGUUGCUCUGUGAGGCCCCGGGCAAGCGGGUGCAGCUGCUCAAGAAGUUCAUCAAGAUCGCCGCCAUCUGCAAGCAGAACCAGGACCUCCUGUCCUUCUAUGCUGUGGUCAUGGGAUUGGACAAUGCUGCCGUCAGCCGCCUGCGGCUCACCUGGGAGAAGCUGCCAGGGAAAUUCAAGAACCUGUUCCGCAAAUUUGAGAACUUGACGGACCCCUGCCGGAACCAUAAAAGCUACAGAGAAAUCAUCUCCAAAAUGAAGCCCCCUGUGAUUCCCUUCGUGCCCCUGAUCCUCAAAGAUCUGACCUUCCUGCAUGAGGGGAGCAAGACCCUCGUGGAUGGUUUGGUGAACAUUGAGAAGCUGCAUUCCGUGGCUGAGAAAGUGAGGACAAUCCGAAAAUACCGGAGCCGGCCCCUCUGCCUGGACAUGGAGGCCUCCCCUCAUCACCUGCAGACCAAGGCCUACGUGCGCCAGUUCCAGGUCAUCGACAACCAGAACCUCCUCUUCGAGCUCUCCUACAAGCUGGAGGCUAAUAGCCAGUGAGAGUGGAGGGCCCGGCUGCCCCACCUGGGUCCCUGGCACCCGGCACCCAAGCACUUUGCACGAUGCCCUCAGUAGCCCACAUCCAGACAUCUUUUCCCUGGAGCCGCUUCCUAUCCUACAUAGAGGAGUUGGGUUGACCCACCAGAAUGUGUAAGCCUGUCUGUCCAUCCUGCUGAGGUCCUCUUACCUUGCUCCUUCACACUCCUGGUUUCUGACCUCUCUGGAAGGCAAGAGACGAGGAGUGCCCCUGUGCCCUCCCAGUGUGGUCUGUUCCAGAGAUGGAGUUUCUAGGCUCCACUUCCCAAGCAGGAAGGAAGCACCCCUCCCCCAGAUCGCAGCUGUGGUAUGGGGGCACUGGAAACACCCCCUCCCAGAUCGCAGCUGUGGUGUGGGGGUACUGGAAACCUUCCUCCCUGACACCUGUUUCACUUCCCCUAAUCAGGGCUGAGAUCCCUGGAUAUACACCCCCAAGAUUGUGUGUGUGUGUGUGUGUGUGUGUGUGUGUGAUUUAUAUAUUCCCUUUAGGGAGCAAGAGUACAUCUGAUAGUGUAGGGAGAGUAUCAGAGUGGGUUUUGUUUGUUGUGUUGUUUGUUUUUUUGAGGAUCCCUUCUGUUUGGUGCUACCCUUCUUGACUAUGUCUCCCUCACUCCCUGUCCAGCUCCACCUGCUGUCCUGCAUGUGAAAACUGUGGGUCAGUUUCCUGCAGGCAGGGCUUAGCAGAAGGCAGGAGAGUUACCCAUCAGCCCUUGCAAAUCCCCCUCCCAAGCUUCCCAGCGAGAGGCUAAAAGAUGCUCAGGGAAACACAGGCUUAUGCUGCCCUGCAGGACCCUGCCUCUGCCUUACUGUGGGUGGAAUGCAGUGGUUAUCAGGAGUUAGGGGCGCCUGUUCUCCAUUCUUGUCUGCUUUGGGGGGUGUCUCACUGCUAAAGAGGGAGUUGUCAUCCUUCUUCUGGCUCUGUGUCUGUCACCAACCACACAGUUUGUCCAUCUGUCUUUACCACCCCCACACACACCUUGUCUCUAGAAUCAGGGGUGGAUCUCAGUACCUAGGGCAGCUAGCGCCUCCCUAAGUGGGGAGGAGAGACUGCAGCAGCUGUAGAGGCGAAGCUGGGCUCUGGCAAGGCCUUUGUUACCUCUCCCGGCACCCUUCCCUCUCCCGUCAUGGGCUCCAGGGCUGAGGGGUGGCAAGGGCUCCUGGCAGCUACUGGGCGGGGUUUCCUGGCACAGCCUCCCCCCUCCUUCCUGGCCCUUCUGAAGAGGCAGCGGCGACUGCGGCAGCGGUGAAAUCAGCUGCAGCUCCUGCUCUGGGAGUGUAUAUAGAUUUUUACCCAAAGCUCUGGAAUUGUACAUUUAUUUUUUAAAACCCAAAGAGGGAAAGAACCUUGUAUCAUAUGUAAACAUUGUAUUAUAGGUUAUGUUAUAUAUUCCCUUUUAUACAGCAGCCCCUGUCGAAAUAUCCACAGACAUGCCAUGCCACCCCCCCAGCUUCUAGUGGUGAUGGUGAUCGUGCCACCGCCCCCAGCCCAUAAUGGCGGUGGUGACCAUACCAUCCCAUACUCUGCUUCUUCCGCUCAGCUGCUGGCUGCUCCCCCUGCAGCCCAGGUUUCCUGCCCCUCUUCAGUAACCCCUCAUCAGCCUUCUCUCAUUCCCUAGCCUCCAAGAACGCUGCCUCCCCCACACCUUGGCUGCUGCUUGCCUCUGAUUGUGAUGCUUGCCCCACUGUUUCUCAGGGGCCCCCCAUCCCCAAACCCUGUAGCUUUAACAGAGUGAACCUGAACCGUGUGCAUUGUACAGGCCCCGCUGUCAUGGAAGAGACCGCUGGAUAGAGAAAAUACACUAAAAUCUAUCAAUCAACC
Messenger RNA from Alexandromys fortis (reed vole), 4195 nucleotides. RefSeq names its product Rap guanine nucleotide exchange factor like 1 (gene Rapgefl1). Gene Ontology annotation, biological process: positive regulation of GTPase activity; Ras protein signal transduction. Gene Ontology annotation, cellular component: plasma membrane. Gene Ontology annotation, molecular function: guanyl-nucleotide exchange factor activity. The transcript has 15 exons. Bases 352 to 2340 code for a protein of 662 amino acids. NCBI's taxonomy places the organism in Eukaryota, Metazoa, Chordata, Mammalia, Rodentia, Cricetidae. The record is from RefSeq and is a predicted model, not a curated record.